UGGGCCACAAUGACAAAACUGACAAGAACCUGUCAGUCCUUAAUAUAGCCAGCACAUCAGCUUAUCACUACCUUAAUUUAGCCAAGCCGAGAAGCAUAUACAGAAAUCUCAAAAAAAAAAAAAGUCGAGACGGCAAAAAAAGACAAGAACGAGAGCGCCCGACGACAUGGCUUCCGGAGCGUCCUUCGCCGGCGUCCGCGCCGUGCUCUCCGUCUUCCUCGUCGCGGCGGCGUCCGCAGCAGGCCCCGCUCCGGCGCCCACGGCCGCGCCGUCGAGCAAGUACUCCGUCGAGGAGGCGUGCAAGCAGGCCGCGGGGCACCACGACCUGUGCGUGGCGACGCUGUCCGCGGACCCGUCGUCCAAGACGGCCAACACGGCGGGGCUGGCCCGGGUGGCCAUCCAGGCGGCGCAGCGGAACGCGUCGGAGACGGCCACCUACCUCUCCAGCAUCUACGACGACGACAGCCUCGAGAACAAGACGGCGCAGCUGCAGCAGUGCCUCGAGGACUGCGGCGAGAGGUCGGUGAUGACGAUGCGCAGGUCGAUGCGCGGUCCCCUGAUGAUGGUGGUGGUGAUGAAUGAUGAUGCGGUUGCUGCCGGGUGCAGGUACGAGUCGGCGGUGGAGCAGCUGUCGGACGCGACGUCGGCGGUGGACUCCGGGGCGUUCAGCGAGUCGGAGGCGCUGGUGGCGGCGAGCCAGGCGGAGGUGAAGCUGUGCCAGAGGGGGUGCCAGGCCGUGCCGGACCACCGGAACAUCCUCACGGCUCGCAACCGGCAGGUCGACCAGCUCUGCAGCAUCGCGCUCGCCAUCACCAAGCUCAUCCGCGGGGCCACCAUCGUGAUAUAAAAUUGAGGGCUUCAUCAACGUUGGUGAUCGAUCUACUCAGCUCAGCUCUCGACAUACAAUGGCAGUUAGUUUGUACAACCAUGCCGCAGUACCCCUGGAUCGGAUGAACUUCCACUGUAAUCAGAUUGGGUAGUCUGUGAGAUUGUGACAUUAGAUUGCGUGAAACUAGAAGGGGUGCCCCGCACAAAUAGCUCGGAUAGCUAGUCUUUUACUAUUUUUUAUGUUUUUUGGAUAGUGAUUUGUAUUUUUUUCCAAACGGCUCAAACAGAGGAUUAUCUA
This is a messenger RNA of Panicum virgatum (switchgrass), 1126 nucleotides long. RefSeq names its product pectinesterase inhibitor 28-like. The transcript has a single exon. The record is from RefSeq and is a predicted model, not a curated record. Gene Ontology annotation, molecular function: enzyme inhibitor activity. NCBI's taxonomy places the organism in Eukaryota, Viridiplantae, Streptophyta, Magnoliopsida, Poales, Poaceae. Bases 167 to 847 code for a protein of 226 amino acids.